Molecule: messenger RNA, 3802 nt
Organism: Cimex lectularius (bed bug)
Lineage: Eukaryota; Metazoa; Arthropoda; Insecta; Hemiptera; Cimicidae
Product: A disintegrin and metalloproteinase with thrombospondin motifs 10
Exons: 22
Coding region: 108-3785 (1225 amino acids)
Biological process (GO): proteolysis; extracellular matrix organization
Cellular component (GO): extracellular matrix
Molecular function (GO): metalloendopeptidase activity
Source: RefSeq, a predicted model, not a curated record
GCAUAAUGAUUUUUGUUUCUAUUACAAAAAUAAAUAAAUAAAACAGGUGUAGUUUGUGAAUGUUUACAUUUCUUCUUUAUAAUUGAUGUUUUAGUUAACUGAUUGUUAUGGUAUUUUCUCCUUUUUUCCUUUUGUUAUACAUCCUGCCAAGGACAAUUUUGAAUGUGGCCCAAGCAACACCUACUGAAAGUGGACAGUUUACCCUGAACAUCAGUGACUUUAGAAUCGUUUUGCCCAGGAAAGUUUCUGAAGAGGGUAAAUUCCUAUCGCACUACUUGCCCCAUUUUUAUAACGUGCCAGCACGGUCAAAACGGGAUACGAGUCAUCUGAAGAGUGUACACUACAUUCUUCCACUGGAUGAAAUGGAGUACCAUAUCGAGUUAUGGCCAACAAGGGAGAUCUUUGCGCCUGGCUUGAUUGUAGAACACCACAAGAGCGAUGUUAAGCGCAAUACUAGUGACAUCAGCUUUAGUAAAUUGCGGUCUGCUCUGUGUUACUAUAACGGUGUCAUCAGAGAGUUGCCAUCAUCCAGAGUUGCGCUUUCCACAUGUGAUGGAUUGGCUGGCUUCAUUAAAAUUGGAAAAGAAUAUUUUUUAAUUGAGCCUAAGGAAGGAGGUAACAUUCCGUCUGAAGAUGAGAGGCAGGAACAUGUUUUUUAUCGAAAUACUAGAUCCAAUGACCCAUUUUUUUCAAAUUGUGGAACUUCAGGAAGCAGCAAACAAGCGUGGGCUGAGCGUAUGCAAUGGGAAUUUAUACACGGAAGAACAAUUGAAAAAACAAUGAAAAACAAUUUCAACGAAAACAAAUCUCACACUUUGUAUAAAAAAGAUGACAAGUUUACUUCUGAAAAUGAAAACUGGUCGAACAUAUGUCCUCAAGACAAUUUACAUUGUCCUGCAGACAAGGAUCUUUUCAUUGAAUUGAUGGUGGCGGUGGAUUUUAGCGUGGACAGGCCGACGAGAGUUUUUGAUAUGGAGGAAUAUCUUUUGACUGUCAUAAACAUGGUUGCUACAAAUUUUCAUGAUGGAAGCAUUGGUCGACCCAUUCACAUAAAACUUGUCCGAAUUAUUUAUCUGUCAUAUCCAUAUGAAGAGCUUGAUGUACAGAAAAAUUCACCAGAAAAUCUCUUGAAAAAAUUCUGUGACUGGCAAAUGAAUUUUAAUCCAAAAUUAGAAGAACAUCCCAAUCAUCACGAUUUUGCUGUUUUCAUAACACAGUUCCAACCCUGUGAAGGUAAUAUCUUAGGGAUCACCAACAUUGCAAGCAUUUGUCGACCAGAUAAAGCUUGUGCUGUUGUAAGUGACGUAGGAUUACUUUUAGGCAACAUCAUUACUCAUCAAAUUGGCCAUAGUCUAGGGGCAGAACAUGAUGAAGACUCUUCAGAUACAUGUGCCUCAGAAGAACCUGAUGGAACAAAAUAUCAUAUGGGUCCUGUGAUCAGCACUUCUACCACUGAAUGGUCAUCGUGCAGCAGGCAACACAUAACUCAAUUCCUUAUGAACCAUGCAAGUUGGUGCUUACAAGAUUUUCCAACUGGCCAUGACUUUUCAGAACCAACUCUCUUAGCUGGGCAGGUUUAUUCUGCUAGUCAGCAGUGCAGCAUUAACUUCAACAUGAAAACCGUCGCAUGUCUCGUUGGUGAUUUCUGCAAAAAACUCUUCUGCCAAAUUUCGAAUAAUCAGUGUGCAAGUACUGACGAUCCUCCAUCAAUGGGGACACCUUGUGGGCCAAACAUGUGGUGUUUCAAUGGUAACUGUGUUCAGCGUGGGUCUAGGCCAGGAGCCGUCAAUGGAGAAUGGGGCUCAUGGUCACCAUGGUCGCCAUGCACCAGGUCUUGUGGAGGUGGAGUGCAAUCUACUCACAGGUCUUGCAAUAAUCCUCCACCCUCUAAAGGAGGCAACUAUUGCCCUGGAAAGUGGAUCAGACACAGAAUGUGUUCCAUUAAUAGGUGUGAAGGUUUUAGUCAAAGAUUUGCACAGAUUCAAUGCAGAAUGACUAACGACAGACUUUAUAAAGGACACUACUACAGCUGGGAUUACUACAGAACUAUAUUUGAACAAGCAACUUGUGCACUGAUUUGCAUCAACGAGUAUAAAGAAAUUGCAGUGAGAUCAUCAAUUGUAAUGGAUGGAACGCCGUGUAAAGCUGGCACGAGAGAUGUGUGUAUUCGAGGAGCGUGUGAGAAAGUAGGAUGUGAUUGGGUGAUCAAUUCAAAAAGCAAGGAAGAUGCAUGUGGGAUUUGCCAUGGAAAUGGGACUGAAUGUAAAAUUGUACAAGGAUUAUUUUCUGGAAGCAACAUAACUGGUCUGCAGCCAUUUUUAAAACUUCCUUCUGGUGCAAGUAUGAUAUUUAUCCGGGAGCUGAACCAUUCACCUUGCUAUUUGGUAGUUUCUAAUUCAAUAACGUCUACAUAUUAUUUAAACGCUUUAGGGAGUAACGAUCAUAUGCCAGGAAAAUUUUUACUGGGAACUACUACUGGAGUGUACGAAGUUAAAUCAGACAUGGAGAGAAUUUUCAUAAGAGAUCGGCUUAAUGAACAUAUCACAUUUAGUGUGAAGUGUUCUUGCUCAAAAUUUAUAUCAGCUCCAAUUCAAUAUCAGUACGCAAUGCCUGAGGUAACUCCUAGAAUACCAACCUACAACUGGCACUACAUUUCAUGGCAAGAGUGCUCGCAUCCUUGUGGAGGUGGAACACAGAAAGCAAUACCGGUUUGUAUCGAGGAAAUCGCUGGGGAGGUUGAAGACAAAUACUGUAAUGAGAAGAAUCGUCCUGAGGAAAAAGUAAGAACGUGCAACAAAUAUCCGUGUGUCACAAGAUGGUGGAUGGGACCAUGGUCUAAGUGCAACUAUACAGGAGAAGGGUCCUCAACUAGAUUGGUAUUAUGCGCACGUUCACCAAAAAACUCAGAUAAUUAUUUAAAAAUCGUCAGAGAAAAUGAAUGCUCCAAACAAAAACCCAGAACUGAAAAGUCAUGUAAUGAAGAAAAGGAGAUUGAAUAUUGGUUGAAUAGACAACAAAAAACUUCUUUAAAUAUCUUGCAGAAAACUAAGAACUUCAAAAAAAAUAAAACAAGGCGAGCAAGUUGUCAAGCGUCAAUUGAAGGCGCACAGCAUGACUUAAGCAAUGAUUACUUAUAUGAUUUAAAUCCAUAUGUGAAAUCAAAUGUGAAGAAACUAAAUCACAUAUCAAAUAUACAAUACAAAAAAGAAAACAUAGAUUUGCAACCGAAAAUAGGCAGUAAAACCAAAACCAGUCAUGCUGAAACAAUAGAAUAUGGCAAUGCACAAAAUUACUCAAAUACGUGGGACAGUGCAGUACUUAGAGAAGUUAUCAAUUUAAUAUCUAACAAUUCAUUAUUCAACGAAAUGGUAAAACCAGCAAAGAAAACAGAAAACCAAACUGUAAUGCCAAAACAACCAAGGGAGAAAUCAAAAGGUGAAGAAAAUUGUAUAAAAGAAGACAUCAAAAGCUCUACAACGCCGAAAUACACAAAAGAGGUAGUGACGUGCACCACGAUACAAAAUUUACCAAAGCCUGUUGAUUUCACUAGUAAAAUAGAAAGAGGUAAUUCGUCCUCGUACAAACUAUUACUAGCACCAAAGCAGACAACAAAAAAACCAUUCAUCCAGACUGACAUUGAAUAUGAAUACUUUGGAGAUUCAGAUUUGCUGACAAUGGCUAAAGAAGAAAUUCGCAAAAUCGUUGGCGAAGAGGUGCAAGAAGAAUUGCAGAAAGCUAGAAAUGAAGCAACAGAACCACCAUUGAUUGAAAGUGAUGAGAAAUAAAUGUGGAUUAAUAUAGA